UCACAAGUUGAGUGAAAACUUUCAGGAACAAUCUGUGGCUGAAAUAUCCACUGAAACACGGAUAUAUUACCCUGAAAACUCAAAGAUGUGGAAGUCAGUCGUGGGCCACAAUGUGAGCAUGAAGGUGGCUGCAGAGGGGGACGACUGGGAGACGGACCCUGACUUCGAGAAUGACGUAUCCGAGCAGGAGCAGAGGUGGGGAGCAAAGACCAUCGAGGGCUCGGGACGGAAAGAGCACAUCAGUGUUGCAGAGCUCAGGAAAAAUGUGGCCGUGGAGCACGAGAAGGGGAAGCAGAAGGAAGAGACUCCCAAAGCGUCGUACGGAUACGGAGGGAAGUUUGGAGUCGAAAAAGACAGAAUGGACAAGGCGGCUUUGGGACACGACUAUGUGGCACAAGUGGAGCAGCACUCCUCCCAGAAAGAUGCAGCGAAGGGGUUCGGCGGGAAGUUUGGUGUUCAGAAAGACAGAGUUGACAAGUCUGCCAUGAGCUUUGAUUACAAAGGAGAAGUGCAGCAACAUGCAUCUCAGAAAGAUUACUCAAAGGGAUUUGGAGGAAAGUACGGAGUGGAGAAGGAAAAAGUGGAUAAGGCCGCUUUGGGAUACGACUAUAAAAGCCAGACAGAGAAGCACCAGUCGCAGAAAGAUUAUUCUAAGGGCUUCGGAGGAAAGUACGGAGUGGAGAAGGAGAAGGUGGACAAAGCUGCUCUGGGCUACGACUAUAAAGGAGAAACAGAGAAGCACCAGUCACAGAAAGACUACGCCAAGGGGUUCGGAGGAAAGUACGGAGUGGAGAAGGAGAAGGUGGACAAAGCUGCUCUGGGCUACGACUAUAAAGGAGAAACAGAGAAGCACCAGUCACAGAAAGAUUAUUCAGCAGGUUUUGGAGGUCGUUAUGGGGUUCAGGCAGACCGCAUGGAUAAGAGCGCAGCCGGCUUCUCAGACAUGGACUCUCCGACCUCAGCGUAUGAGAAGACUCAGCCGUUAGAGGCCUCGAGUGCCGGUGCAGGAAAACUGAAGGCACGAUUUGAAAACAUGGCCAAAGCUUCAGACGACGAGAACAGAAAGAAAGUAGAAGAAGAGAGAGCGAGAAGACAAGCCAGAGAGAGCAGAGAGAGAGAGGCAGCCAGACACAGACAAGAGGAGGAGAGCAGAAGACAGGAGGAGGAGGAGAGCAGAAGACAGGAGGAGGUUCAUCCACCACCUGUUCCACAUGUUGCUCCACAUGUGGCUCCACAUGUUGCUCCAAAUGUUGCUCCACAUGUUGCUCCAUAUGUUGCUCCACAUGUUGCUCCAGAAGAGGAUCUAUAUGAGGAUGCAGGUGUGGAGUAUGAUAUGCCACCACCAGAAAUCCACCAGCACAUGCCAGAGAUAGAAGAAACACCCGAACCAGAGCAAGAACCAGACGACGAACCAGAAUACGAAGAGCCCCCGGACCUGCCUCCACGUUCAGACGACUUCCUGGAGCCGGACGCUCCCCCGCUGCCCCACAGGUCCGAGGACGUGGAGGAGGAUGAAGGAGGAGAAUACGAGGACAUCGGUGACAUGCCUCCUCCAGCUCCCAAAGUUGAUGAUAACGACUAUGAAGACCUGUCCUGUGGCCAGCAGGCGAGGGCGAUCUAUGACUAUGAAGGAGAGGCCGACGACGAGAUCUCCUUCAACCCGGAUGACAUCAUCACCAACAUCGAGAUGAUUGACGAGGGCUGGUGGAAGGGACAGUGUCACGGCCGCGUCGGACUCUUCCCGUCUUCUUACGUCGAGCUGAUUCAGUGAGACGGACCGACUCAGGGAGGUUCUGCACAGGCUUCACUCAAACAAUCAUGUUGUUAAAGGAAUACUUUGUCCUCAAAAUGAUCCGUUUAGCCAUUUUUAACUGUAUCACCUUGGUUUCUUCAAGGAGAAUUUGUUUUUCGCCUCCAUGGGGAACAAAGAAUUAAAAAAUGGAGAAAGUUCUUGAUGAUUUGAAGCAAGGGUUCCUACUUGCACAAGCAUGCUCUGCAGGUCUCAACAAGUCAAAUGUAAUACUUUUUAAGACUUUUUAAGACCAUAAUGAAUACAAUUUAAGACCCAUUUCACAUCCAUACUGGCAAAAAAGUACAAAAGGAAUGAAGGAAAAUCAGAGGCCUGGAAAUACUUGCAAAAUAUAUGAAUUUAUUCACAGCUCUUUCACAUUGGAAUAAAAAAUGCUUAACCUAACUAAAAACACCAGAAGCCUCUCUAUCGAGAACUAAUAUUUGUUAAGAACUUUAAAUUCUGACUGUUUGAUUCUGAUUGUUUAAAUUCUGACGGGCUGCUCAGGUACUUACCCCGUUUUAUAGUUAUGUUAUAAUAUAAUUUUUUUCAAAGCGAGACUAAAGUUUAUGCAUUUAUUUUAAAUAAAAGUUAAAGUUAAUUCAUUUUUAAGACCUUUCAAAUUGUUUUAAGACAUUUUAUGAGAUUUUAAGAGAAUUUUAGACAUUUCAAGGUCUUAAAUUCAAAUUAUUGGAUUUUAAACAUUUUAAGCCUUUUUUAGACCCCGUGGCUACCCUGCAUGACAUAUUUAAAUUGUAAGAUUUUAGUGAAAAUCCAUGUUUGUGAAGUUCUGAGCAUACAACUCAAUGAGUUUUGACAGUUUUUCUUUUACUUAAAUAGAACCAAAACUUUUCUGUUAGUUCUUUGUUCACCAUAGAAGCAUGAAGGAAAAUAAUUCAGGUGACGUGGAGUGAGUUCAUUAUAUAAAAAUGAUCAUUUUGGCUGUGAAGUAUAAAUGUAAACGGAAAUAAUUACUUUUAAAAAUGUAUUUAUGGAAAGAGCAUUUUGACAGAAAUCUCUUCUGAAGAGCUGAUUUCUGUAGUUUUAGUGUAAUAUCUCGUUGAGGGUCUGUGGCAAUGAGAAUCGUAUGACCACAUCAGUGGCCACGAGUUCCAUCUUUUAUCUGCAAUGAACUGAUUUGAGUCAAUAAAAUAUUCUACAGAU
Centropristis striata (black sea bass) is the source of this 2953-nucleotide messenger RNA. It is a transcript of the gene hcls1, whose product is annotated as hematopoietic cell-specific Lyn substrate 1. Lineage: Eukaryota; Metazoa; Chordata; Actinopteri; Perciformes; Serranidae. Gene Ontology annotation, cellular component: cortical actin cytoskeleton; actin filament; site of polarized growth. The transcript is spliced from 17 exons. Gene Ontology annotation, biological process: regulation of actin filament polymerization. The coding region runs from base 86 to 1771 and encodes 561 amino acids. The record is from RefSeq and is a predicted model, not a curated record. Gene Ontology annotation, molecular function: actin filament binding.